Stomoxys calcitrans (stable fly) is the source of this 907-nucleotide messenger RNA. RefSeq lists its product as uncharacterized. The record is from RefSeq and is a predicted model, not a curated record. Lineage: Eukaryota; Metazoa; Arthropoda; Insecta; Diptera; Muscidae. Bases 219 to 533 code for a protein of 104 amino acids. The transcript has 2 exons.
AGAGCGCAGAGGGCACCGUCUGGCAACAAUAAGACUUCGGUCAAGGCAUGCGUCGAGGAGGACCAUGUAUACCAUCCGGGCAGUGGUGACCCGGGAUUUGCCGCGACGACCCUAUUCAGAUCCCAUCAUUCCCGACCCCACAAGCAGCCUAAGAUCCCUUUCUUUGGCAGAUGCUGACCCUAGAGGCAACGAACCAAUCGAUGUAGAGGUAGGGGCCGAUGCCUACGCCCACCUCCGGAGGAGUGGUGUUGUACAACCCGGAUUGGGAGCCGUCUUCGCCCAGGAGACAGAUUGGGGAUACGUGUUCGUCGGCCCAGUCACCUCACAGGCAAGAAACCAGGAUUAAAAAGAUACAAAGUGACACAAUAACAACCGACUCAAAAACCAAAUCUACACUCGACCCACAAUUGCAACAUCACAACAACCAUAAGUGCGGGACACAACAUACAACACCAACUAAUUCUAAUAUUGCAAACCCCCCACCUGUUAAAUACAAUGUCUAUCUACUACAAUCAACUAUACUCAUAAUUUAAAUUUUAAUCUACUUACUACUGCUACUUAAAUCUAUGAAUUGUGCUAUCUAAACCUAAAUAUUUGCUACUUAAACACUACGAUCUACUUAUAACUAAUGAAUUUAAAUAACAUAGAAAAGAACAUCACAAUAAACAAUCACCACCACAUUUGAAUUUUAAACAUAAAACUUCCUAUGUUUUAUUUCGGAAGGCAAAACCCUUAGUUUGACCCCAAACAUUUGGUCCAUUACGAACCGGAUAAGUGGUUUUUUUAAAUAAUUAAAAAACCAAAAAUCAAAAAAAUUUUCUGUUUUCUGCCCAAAAAUAAUUCAUUUUCAUUUCAAAAGACCCAGUGACCGAAACACAAAAAAUUCGCAACAACAAAAGUGCAGUGA